Messenger RNA from Poecilia reticulata (guppy), 1216 nucleotides. Lineage: Eukaryota; Metazoa; Chordata; Actinopteri; Cyprinodontiformes; Poeciliidae. The record is from RefSeq and is a predicted model, not a curated record.
GAUAACUGGCUGAAACAGGAACCAUCUCAGUGCCUUUAAACUUUCAAAGAAGCUCCAUCUGGUCUGUUUGGCUGUGAUGCCUUUCUAGAAGACGGCAUCAUCUGAGAUCAUAUAAAGGUCACUCCUGUCAUCAAAUUCCUGGUUCAAUACUGAAGGAUGGAAGAGUUGAACUUUAAUACAUCUGGGGAAAAAGUUUCAAUUACAGCAACAUGAGCCUCAACAGCAGUGACACUCAUGACGGCUACAACAAUGACUUCGAUUUUGACCAUUAUGACCAUUACUACUAUUUGCAAGGUCAAAUCCAAAAAUGGGUGAAUUGGAUCACCAUUGGCAUUGCACUUCUUCUAAUUCUUAUAGUGAUGAUUGCAGUUUUUUUCCAGGUGAAAAAGGGCCAAGAUGCUCCAGUCUAUGUCAUCAACCUCCUGGUGUCUGAUCUCAUUCAGCUCUGCUGCAGAAUGUCACCAGACAUAUUUUUAUACCACCACUCCUUUUUCAUCACAUUGUAUGCUAUAAUGGUCAGUGUCGGAUUCAUGGUGUGCAUCUCUUGUGAAAGGUAUCUGGUCRUUGCCAAGCCACUGUGGUACAGAUUCAGGAGAAACAUCAAGACAUAUGUGGUGGUCUGCAGUGUGGUCUGGAUCCUUCCUGUUGUUUUUCUUCCACUGUAUUAUGUGACUACUGAUCUGCCAUCUGUCAUCUUCUUUGUAGUUUUUCUCCUCCUGCCCUUUCCGUUGUUCAUCUUCUUCUUGGUUGGGACGAUCAAAGCUCUCUCUGGAGCGCUCCGUGUCCCAGCAGAURAAAAACGACGAAUCAUAGCCAUUCAGGCUGUGGUGCUGCUUAAUUACGCUCUGCUUUAUCUGCCCAUCGUCAUUUGGCUUCUGAUUAUUCUUGAAGUAGUACAAAUUAACACCUACAUUAAUGUUGAACUUGCGUUUCAUGUUUGUAUUUAUCUUAGUCCCCUUGCAGACACAACUUUAUAUUUGUUAAGUCGGAAAAGCAUCAUGGAUAAGUUUCUGUCUUCACUGUGUUCUAAAAUAUGUAACAAUCUGGAGUUGAGCAGCACAGAUUGUGAAAUGAGGUCGGCUACAAAAACUGAGACUGUGUAGGUUUUACUAUUCAAGAGAGCCGCCACACACAGCUGGCAGUAGCAAAAGAUACAGUUCAUUUUUCUGAAAUGUUUCAUUAAAUGUAUUUUUAUUGGCAAACUAUCUACUAAUGU